This is a messenger RNA of Metarhizium album ARSEF 1941, 837 nucleotides long. RefSeq lists its product as uncharacterized. The transcript is spliced from 2 exons. The coding region runs from base 1 to 837 and encodes 278 amino acids. The record is from RefSeq and is a predicted model, not a curated record. NCBI's taxonomy places the organism in Eukaryota, Fungi, Ascomycota, Sordariomycetes, Hypocreales, Clavicipitaceae.
AUGGCGUCUUCAAGCUCCCAACCGCCGCCGCCGCCGCCCAUGGAGCCCAUAGAACCCCAACCGACAUCAUCGCCAUCCACUCGUGCUCCAUACUUCCCGCCUCCUCCCGCCGAGCUGCACGGUCCUCCGGGCCCUCCUCCCCCAGCGCCAGGUCAGGGCCUCGCCUUGCAAGUCGGCCCAGAUCACCCAGGGAGCGCAACCAGUAUCCCGACCGUCCCCGGGCACACCCUGACUCCCAUGGUCCCCCCGGCAGCGUUGGACGUCCGCAACAUCAAGGCCUCGGCGCAGUUUCACCUCGGCGAGUUCCUUCGUGUCCGGGGCCAGCUACAACAACAACAACAAGGUGGCGGCGCGGCGAGAUUCGAGCUUGAAUCCCGCUUGAGAAGUCGGGCUGGCAUGGCACUAGGUGACCUGAGCACGCUGCAAGCCGAGGUGCGAGCCCUUGCGAAAGCUGCCGAGGGCCAUCGGUGGAGAAGAUUCCUCGUCGGAGGCGCAAUCGCGGCAUUCAUCCCUGCCGUCCGCAAAAUCUUCCGCCGCAACUCCGACGAAGAAUCGCAGCUUUCAUCCAACGACACCGAGUACGCCUUUCGCAAAUCCAAGGGCCUCUUGUCGGGAAUCAAGAGGGCCAUACUGGGUGGAGGCGUGCUUGCCAAGGUGGCCUUUUUCGUCUUUGCCAUUUUGUACGUGUUUCAGAACGAAGUCACCAUCAGGGUGGCCAGGACGCUGAACAAGAGGUUGAGGAUGCUGGCGGAGCGGCUUGAGGCUGGGGACCCGGACAUGAACGAAGGCGACUUGAGGGUGUUUGACGGGUGGCGAUGGCGGGUGCUGUUGUGGUGA